UUGUUUUAUCCGGGAAUUGAGAUUGCAACAAAGGUACCACUCAUCCUCACCAUACCCACCUCUCUCUCUCCCUCCCUCCCUCUAGCUGGUUCCUCCAUCUGUGUCUCCCACGUCUUAAUACCACAGUCAAAAGGGGAUUAGACGAAGCCAACAGAUUGUUGUUUGGGGUUGUCAAGUAAAAUCAAAUUAGGGGAUAAGCGCUAGAACAGAGAUUGAGCCAUGGCAUCCCAGAUGAUUAGAGAAUGGGCUGGAAUAAAUAGCUUCGCACCCGCCACUCAGACUAAGUUGCUUGAAUUGCUGGGAAAACUCAAGCAAGAGAAUGUGAACAGUUUGACUGUUCUAGUGAUGGGGAAAGGCGGGGUUGGAAAAUCAUCCACUGUCAAUUCGCUCCUUGGUGAAAGGGCUGUUCCCAUCAGUCCUUUUCAGUCUGAAGGAACAAGACCUUUGAUGUUUUCACGUUCAAGGGCAGGGUUUACAUUAAACAUCAUUGACACCCCUGGGCUCAUAGAAGGAGGAUAUGUUAGUGACAUGGCUCUUAAUAAUAUUAAAAGUUUCCUUUUGAAUAAGACCGUAGACGUUCUACUCUAUGUGGAUCGAUUGGAUGCUUAUAGGGUGGACAACCUGGAUAAGGAGGUUGUCAAAGCCAUAACAGAUAGUUUCGGUAAGGGAAUAUGGAAUAGGGCUUUGGUUGUUCUAACACAUGCUCAGCUCUCACCACCAGAUGGUUAUGCUUAUGAUGACUUUGUCUCCAAAAGAUCUGAGGCUCUUCUAAAAAUUGUCCGUCUUGGUGCUGGAUUGAAAAAACAGGAUGCACAGGCUUCGACUAUUCCUGUUGUUUUGGUUGAGAACAGUGGGAGAUGUAACAAGAAUGAAAAUGACGAAAAGGUUCUUCCAAAUGGAACUGCUUGGAUAUCUCAUUUAGUCCAAACAAUGACGGAAGUUAUCUUGAACGGAAGCAAGUCUAUUCAUGUCGACAAGAAAUUGAUCGAGGGACCGAACCCCAAUGAUAAGGGGAAGUUGUUAAUCCCUCUCUUUUUAGCGAUCCAGUAUUUCUGUGUCAUUAAGCCGAUAGAACGAGCAAUCAAGAGUGAUAUUGCGAAAGAGAGUAGACCAUCAUGGGAGAUGCGGGAUUCUGGUGCGGCCGGUCGCAAAUUCUGAUUUGGUUUUGGUCGGUCCAUCUCUUCUCUUGAAAGUUUUACUGGUGUCUUGUGCUUCCCAAUGCAGUCAUCCCUGUUUUUCCCUUCGUUCUCUUUUUUUCCGGUAGCAGUUAAAAUAGUCGGUAUUUGUAUGUCGAGGCUUUUCGAUCUGGUCUUUGAGGAAGCAGAUUUUGUACUGUAAUUAGCACAUCCUUUAAUAUUAUUUGUAUUACCCUUUCUA
Molecule: messenger RNA, 1377 nt
Organism: Pyrus x bretschneideri (Chinese white pear)
Lineage: Eukaryota; Viridiplantae; Streptophyta; Magnoliopsida; Rosales; Rosaceae
Product: translocase of chloroplast 34-like
Exons: 9
Coding region: 220-1158 (312 amino acids)
Biological process (GO): intracellular protein transport
Cellular component (GO): chloroplast outer membrane
Molecular function (GO): GTP binding; protein-transporting ATPase activity
Source: RefSeq, a predicted model, not a curated record